CUCAUGUCAUGAACCUCCUGCCUAAAAUAUCUAGUUCCAAAGAACCAAUAGAAGCUACAAAUCUACAACCUCCUUCCCCCCCACCAUUUGUUAUCUUUUGUGUGAGGAGAACAAAAUGCCUGCUGGUUGCCUGCCUUCUUUAUACACGCCAUUUGCUUCAAUGACAACCAGAAUCUUAACCCCAAAAACCUUCACUUCCUUCCCUCCGACGUCGUCUAGGAAAACAUGUAACUAUUCUUUGACAUGUAGGGCUACUUCAUCAUCAUCGUCAUCGUCUUCUUAUUCAUCAAUCACAGACUUUGAUCUCUAUGAUCUUCUAGGUAUAGAUAGCUCAAGCGAUCAUUCACAGAUAAAAACAGCUUACAGGACUUUGCAAAAAAGAUGUCACCCUGACAUAGCAGGGCCAGCAGGACAUGACAUGGCUAUUAUACUCAACGAAGCUUAUUCACUUUUGUCUGAUCCAAAUUCACGUUUGGCUUACGAUAAGGAACAGGCAAAGAUGGCAGAACUUCGUGGCUACUCUGGCAAACCAAUAUAUUCAGUAUGGUUUGGCUCAGAAAGUGAACAAAGAGCGGUUUUUGUCGAUGAAGUGAAGUGUGUUGGUUGCUUAAAAUGUGCCUUGAUUGCAGAGAAAACGUUUGCUAUCGAAUCACUUUACGGAAGAGCAAGAGUUGUUGCACAAUGGGCUGACCCUGAGCACAAAAUCCAAGCUGCAAUAGACGCAUGUCCUGUCGAUUGCAUCUCGACUGUGGAGAGGUCAGACUUGGCAGCACUAGAGUUCCUGAUGUCCAAGCAGCCUCGAGGCAGCGUACGAGUUGGUGGAGGCAAUACAGCCGGAGGGCGUGUCUCAAACAUUUUCAUAGAUGUGAAAAAAUUCCAAAACAGAUUUGUUGAUGCCAUGAACAAAGCCAACCCUCAGAACUCCAUGGAAUCUGACCUGCAAAGAGAAGCAAGAAUAUCAGCUUUCCAAGCAAUUAGAUCAAUCUCAAAUUGGCUUUACUGGCAAUCACCAAAAGGAAGAUCAGACUCACCAGAAUCCUGUCAAAAGCUGGCAAGGAUCGUCAGAAAAUCUCCUCAGCCAAAUAUCAACAAGAUUCGGGAGGCUGCUGCAGCAAGAAAGAAAGCAAGAGAGAACACAAGGCCCUUUCGUCAAACCCCAUCAAGUUCCUUAUAUUAUGAUGAGUAUUGGACUCCAUCAACUCAGUUUCUUCCCGCCUCAGUCAAUAGUUCUAGCUCUAGCGCCACCCCAGAGACUUCACAUGCUAAAGAACCAAAGAAGCUUGAGAAAGAUAAUAGGGGAGAAGAGAAAAGGCAAACAAAUCCCAUAAGAUGGGAAAUACCAAUGGUGCCUGCAAUAAUUGCAGCUGUUAUAAUACAUUUGCAAGUAGGAGAAGGGACGGUUGGUAGAUUGAAUGAGCAUGUCGGUGGUUCGUUUGCAUUGGAGAUUGUAAAUAGCUCUUGGUUACAAGUUACAUUAGCUGGGAUUACAUGGUAUUUGAUUGGUUUAUCAAUUAUAGGAGUAGUUGAAGCAAUUCGCAAGAGGUAGAAGUACCAAAGUAGAGUAAUACUUCGUACUUUGAAAUGGACUUGAUGUAAAAUUCAUUGCUAUGGAUCUGAUAUAUACGUAAAUAGACAAUUAAAAAGAGCAAUAUGUUCUUUGUA
This is a messenger RNA of Populus trichocarpa (black cottonwood), 1662 nucleotides long. RefSeq names its product chaperone protein dnaJ C76, chloroplastic. Bases 116 to 1546 code for a protein of 476 amino acids. The transcript has 4 exons. The record is from RefSeq and is a predicted model, not a curated record. NCBI's taxonomy places the organism in Eukaryota, Viridiplantae, Streptophyta, Magnoliopsida, Malpighiales, Salicaceae.